Molecule: messenger RNA, 1703 nt
Organism: Leptinotarsa decemlineata (Colorado potato beetle)
Lineage: Eukaryota; Metazoa; Arthropoda; Insecta; Coleoptera; Chrysomelidae
Product: venom serine carboxypeptidase
Biological process (GO): proteolysis
Molecular function (GO): serine-type carboxypeptidase activity
Source: RefSeq, a predicted model, not a curated record
UACGAUUGAAGUAAAUAUUCAGUAUAAAAAUUUUGUCAAACCUUGAAACAAUUGUUUUGUGUAAUUGAAAAAAUAUAUCAGGAAUUAAUCUUAUACCUAGGUACUCUUUAUCUCGAUAAAUUGGCGUCAAGAUCGUAUCUGGAAAAUUCAAUUGAUUAUAUUCUUAUAAAUACUGUAAUAUAUAUCUGAGUUAAAGAAUAGUUCUAAUAAAAUAUUAAAAAAAAAAUAUAAAUAUAAUAUGAAACGAGUCGUUUCAACUAUUUUGCUAGUGUUGAUCAAUUUUCAUUAUGGAAAUUUAUCGUUUCCUAAGAAGUAUGGCAAAAUUUCCACAAAAGCUGUAACUGGAGACUUCGGCGAACCGUUGCUGCUAACACCACUCAUAGAGCAAAAUCGAAUAAAAGAAGCCCAGGCUGCAGCAAGAGUUUCUUUAGAAGAAUUCAACCAAGUAAAAAGUUAUGCUGCUUUUCUGACAGUGGAUAAAAUUUACAAUUCUAAUAUGUUCUUUUGGUUCUUUCCGGCUAAAAAAAAUUAUAAGAGCGCCCCAGUGCUUUUAUGGUUGCAAGGUGGCCCCGGAGCAUCUUCACUGUAUGGUUUGUUUUCAGAAAAUGGACCUUUCAUAUUAAAAGGAGCAGAUAAAGUGAGACACCGCGAAUACACAUGGACACAUGAUCACUCCGUGAUAUACAUAGACAAUCCUGUAGGAACAGGGUUCAGUUUCACAGACGGAGGAUAUGCCCAAAAUGAAACAAAAGUUGGGGAAGAUCUAUAUGAAGCGCUAAAGCAGUUUUUCACUUUAUUUCCUGAACUACAGAAAAAUGACUUUUUCGUUACUGGAGAGUCCUAUGCUGGAAAGUACUUACCAGCGAUUGCUUACACCAUACUCAAAAAAAAUGGAAACGACAACGUGAAAAUUAAUCUUCAAGGACUUGCUAUUGGAAACGGCCUCAGUGAUCCCGAAAAUCAACUGCAGUAUGGUCAAUACUUAUAUGAAAUUGGGUUGAUAGAUACCCAUGACAGACAAAUAUUCUCAAAUCUUGAGCAACAAGGAAUAAAAUAUAUACAGAAUGAACAAUAUGACAAAGCCUUCAAUGUAUUCGACAUUUUGAUAAAUGGUGACCUGACCAAACAAACUACAGCAUUCAAAAAUGCCACAGGUUUUGACAAUUAUUUCAACUAUCUACAACCAAAGGGGUCACCGAAUGAUGAUAUAUACCUGGGACAAUUUCUUCAAAGAGGUGAGGUGCGGAAAGCUAUACAUACUGGAAAUUUGACAUACAAUAACGGAGAACUAGUUGAGCAAAACCUAAUCAAUGAUGUGAUGAAGCCAAUUACGCCUUGGGUAUCAGAGAUUCUCAGUAAAUACCGGGUAUUAAUAUAUAAUGGUCAGCUGGACAUUAUAGUAGCGUACCCAAAUACAGUCAAAUAUUUGCAAAAGUUAAAAUUCAGCGGAGCUAGCAAAUACAAAACUGCAAAGAGGACUAAGUGGUAUGUUGGAGAUGACCUUGCAGGUUAUGCGAAGACAGCAGGUAAUCUGACUGAGGUGAUAGUCAGGAACUCCGGGCAUAUGGUUCCAGUUGAUCAACCAAAAUGGGCUCUGGAUUUGAUAACAAAAUUUACAAGAAACAUAUCUUUAUCUUGAAAGUGUAUGAAAGUUAGGAUCUGUAAAGGAAAUAUUUGAUUUUUUUAUAAAAAGCAACACGGUA